GUUAUCGUCAGUCCGUCGCCAACCUCGACGCCGGCAACAGAUCCCCCUUCCCCGUCUUCAAAAAUAAAGAUAUCGACUAUUUAAAAAAACAAAAAAAUUAUUUGACUCUUCAUUUCUCUCCCAGCCGACAGUUUUUCUCUUUUUUUAGACUAUAAAAGACAAUCAAGUGAGAGUUUGUUUUGAGACACUGGUGAUCCAUUUGAUUAUGAAUUUGUGCUGAAUUGGUUUUUCCCGCCAUGAAUUCCAUUCGACUAUUGGCGCUCGUUUGUUUCGUCACAUGGCGGGCCGUUCAAACUGUCCAAGCUUUCGGGAUGAUGACACCGUCGUUCGCCGAGAACGUGCCCAACAUUACGGUUGUCGCCGGCAAGGACGUCGUUCUGCCCUGCAUCGUCGACAAUUUAGAACAUUUCAAAGUGGCGUGGGUACGAGUCGACACUCAAACCAUUUUAACAAUUCAUACCAAGGUAAUCUCGCGCAAUCCGAGAGUUGGCCUAGCCCAAAGCAGCAAACGUCACUGGUAUUUACGACUGAAGAACGUGGAGCCGAGCGACCGCGGCUACUACAUGUGUCAGAUCAACACGGACCCGAUGGAACACAGCAAAGGCUAUCUGGAAGUCCUGGUGCCUCCUAAUAUCGUUGACAGCGGGACGACGGAUGGGGUUGUGGCUCGCGAGGGAUCCAAUGUCAGUCUGUCUUGCCGGGCCACCGGUCACCCGGAACCCAACAUCACCUGGAAACGGGAAGACGGCUCGGAAUUCAUCUACAACGGAGUUGCAGUCUCGGCAGUCGAGAGCGAGGUGCUGCAAUUGACCAAAGCCAGCCGGCUUCACAUGGGCCCUUAUCUUUGCAUAGCAUCCAACGGGGUGCCACCCUCGGUGUCUCAAAGAAUUCCGCUGAAAAUUCAAUUUCCGCCGAUGUUGUGGAUCCCCAAUCAACAAGAAUUGGCCUACAACGGGCAGGACGUCGUCCUCGUGUGCCACAUCGAAGCCUAUCCGAAAUCGAUCAAUUACUGGACGACGGCCAAAGGCGAUAUGAUCAUUUCAGGUGACAAGUACGAAGCGGUUUCGUCGGACGAUUCCUAUCGCGUCUACAUGAGACUCAAGAUCCGCUCGGUCGGAUUGGCCGAUUUCGGGGCUUACAAAUGCGUGGCAAAGAAUUCACUCGGCGAAACGGACGGCACCAUCAAACUCUACGAGAUCCCCAAUCCGCACACAACUUUCGGCGUCACCACCACCACAACCUACAGGCAAACGACGACAGAACCGGCCAUCCGACACGCCAAAAAGAAAGAGCGGAAAAGAGCUAAACCGAAUAAAGGGAAUAACAACAAUUCGCCCGCCAUUCAGAACGAAGUCACCGACGAUAACAAUCAUGGUGACGUUGUGGAAGAUGAAGCUCCGCAACCAACGACCGGACCCACUUACUACGGAACUAUCGACUCGCGGGAGCAGCCCAGCAGCUCGUUUGCAAUGUCAACCUCGUUAAAAUCGCGUCAAUGUUGUGUCUCAAAUAUUCUCAUCUGUUGCGUCGCUUAUUGUUUCGUCGUUCAUCAAUUUAUCGCAAGUUUCUCUGUAUAAAAACAACAACCAAAACAAACAACAACCCAAAAAACAUUUCCCUGUCGAAGAAGAUGAAAGAUGGUCACGAGUUCCUGUUUAUAUUAUAAAAUUAUAUACGAUAUAUCAUCCCUUCUCUCUCUCUCUCUCUUCUUUAUUGCCCUUACGUAAUUAAUUAAAAUUAUCCGCCGCCAUUCGAUAAGAAAGAAAAAAAAAUUUUCGUGAAACAUUUCAUUGUUUUUCAUUCCCUUAUUCCAUUGAUCAUUUUCUUGUUUGAAUCAACGGACACGUUUGAAAAAGAAGAAAAACCAAACAAAAAAAAAACAAUCAUUUUGAUGCUGCCAACCGAAAUGUUUGUGUGUGUGAACAAAAUCAUGACGUAAAACAAAAACAAAAGGAUCAACACGCCUUUUCUCAAUUCCGUUUUCUUUUCUUGGGUGGUGGUGAGUGGGGGGAGAACGAAGUUGUUGUAAAAGAAAAACUGAACAGGAAAAUAUCAUCAUCCGCCAGAACAAAUAAUUUUCUGUUGUUGUGUGUGUGUGUGUGUGUGUGUGAUGUACAUAUUAUAACUAAUAUAUCAUAGUGUGUGGGCU
Messenger RNA from Daphnia pulex (common water flea), 2149 nucleotides. Its product is annotated as lachesin-like. NCBI's taxonomy places the organism in Eukaryota, Metazoa, Arthropoda, Branchiopoda, Diplostraca, Daphniidae. The coding region runs from base 237 to 1577 and encodes 446 amino acids. The transcript is spliced from 12 exons. The record is from RefSeq and is a predicted model, not a curated record. Gene Ontology annotation, cellular component: neuron projection.